UCAGUUUUUGCUGCAAAGCAACUCUGUUUUUUUGAGUGGUUUUUGCGGAAAAAGUUAGGAGUAACUUUAUUUGACCAUCAAGCUUAUGGUGGAGUGUUAAGUACUCCUUCAUCCUUGACCAGAGGUUUCGGGUUCGAGUCCUAAGUAUGAAAUCACCUUUGUUAGGAAGCACUUUAUACCCCAAUGUGGGACUUCCCGCGCGAAUUCGGAUUUAGUCGGGCUCCAAUAUGUGUAGCGGAUACCAGGUGGAAAAUCAAAAAAAAAUGAAAAUGUGCAAACUCAAUUCUUGAGUUUUUGAAAGAUUUGACAAAUUGAGUUUGAGAAUCUUCGUCCAAAGAAAUAAGGCGGUCUUAAGUUGAUAAUGAAUCACAUGGAAGACAAGCAAUUGAAGUUUAAUCAACCUCUUCUCUCAGUUAGACGAAUCUCUCCGGCAAUGAUUUCCCAGAGAGAUGAGAAAAAGACAAUUGACAAUUCUUUUCGUGCUAUGACACAUCCUCCUCAUUUCAAAUCAGAACUGAAGUCGGGCCUAGUGGGGAAGCCGGGAACGGUACCUUUCCUCUGGGAAGAUAGCCCCGGAAGACCUAAGGAUGAGCGCGGACCACAAACUUGUUUCACCGAAAAUCCUCCUACUAUCCCAAAGCUUCCCCCUGGGUGGAAGUUGAGAGAUAACCAGGAUUUUGAAAAAGUUCUCGAAAGUACAAAGAUUCAAACAGGAAAUAUUCUAAAUGCAAAGCCGAGUUGCGACUAUCUGGAUGAAAAUAUAAAGAAGAUUGAGAGUUUUGACAGCUCAAAAGAAAUGACGGAGGAUAAGGAAAAUAUUGAAUCAGAAGAUGGUGAUGAAACAUAUUUGGAUGCCCGGGAUACACUUUCAAGAACUGAAUCAUCCUUCCUAAAUUGUAAUGUAAGUGGCUUAAGUGGAUAUGAUGAGCCGAAUGCAAAACCAUUUAGAACGUCUUUAACGGAUCUACGGGCUAAGGAUUUGAUGAUGGGCCGGUUUCUACCAGCAGCUAAGGCCAUGGCUUCAGACAAGACUUCGGAAACACCUUACUAUGUUCGCAAGAAGCAACCACCUGUUCGGGAUCAAUCAAGACAGAUAAAGACGGUAUUAAAUGGGGAUAGACGGCCUCAAUUGCGCUACGGACCUAGUUUUACACUUUAUCAUUCCCAAGCUCAUGAUAAUGAAGAAGAAGAAAGUGAUGAUGACUGUUAUGAUAAUGGAAAUUUAGCUAAUAAAGUUUGUGGACUGUUGCCUCGUUUUUGCUUGAAAAGUUCGUUUAGUCUUCUGAAUCCUGUACCUGGAAUGAGUGUUAGAACUCGAGUACCCGUGUCUCCUGUCAGUAGAACGCGAACUGCAUCCUCGUCUACUGCUUCUUGUAGCGGAACAGAGAAUGAGAUCAAUUCAACUUAUGCUAAUGAUCCUUAUGAGAAUAAAGCAAUCCUUGGAAGUACUACAGAAGCAAAUAAUCGCGAGGUCGAGUGCUUGGGCUUGCAGAAAAAUACCUGCCAAAGUUUUCAAGAAUUAUUGUUUGAUCAGAACAAUAGCAGGGAAGUAGAUCUGUCAACUCCUGUUGUAGAGAAAACUCUGUACAUAGAUAUUGUGCAUAAAAUGGAAUCUGUAGCUAAGAUAUCAUGUUCUCCGGAUAGAAAACCAUCUAACUUACAACACGAGGACGUUGAGAUACUUGAAAGGAUAAUAAAACAAAAACCAUUUGUAGAUUCUUCACUUGAUUCGUCCGAGAAGUCCUCAUUAAAGUCAUAUCUUCAAAGGAGAGUUGACUUCAGUCCACCACAUUCAGCGGAAAAUUUGAGCAAUGGAAGGGAGACGAAAGCAUUGACAGCUACCGGUCAAGCUCAAGACUGUUGCCAAGAGGCAAUGACCUUAACAAAGCCUGAGAUUGACGUUAGAGAAAAAAACAGAAAGCCAAUUUUAAGAAGAGAAAAGGUGGAAAAUUCAUGCAAAGUGCACCCGGAGUUUCUUGUUCCACCACCUUUACCAAAAUCUCCAUCAGAUUCAUGGCUUUGCCGCACUUUGCCUUCGUUAUCCACAAAGAAUGCACCUUCACAGUCCUAUAUCGGGACAGGAAUAAAUACUAAUAACCAGUCUUGUAAGCCACUAUCUAGCGAUCCCAAGUGGGAAACAAUUGUUAAAAUGACAAAGAAGCAACAGCACUUGUGAAAUUCUGAGGUAAAUUCUCUAUUUCUUCCAAUGUAUAAGUUUAUGUAUUCUUCUCUUCAUCUGAUAUAUUAUCUAAGUGUGUUCUAAAACAACAACGAACCCAGUGUAAUCCCCCAAAUAGGGGUCUAGGGAGGGUUGUGUGUACGCAACCUCACCCUUACCUUGUGCAGGUAGAGACGCUGAUUAUCUAAGCGUGUUCUCUUUUUCUUAAUUUCUGUUCUUGGAAUUUCACCAAUCUAUCAGGAACUCAGGGCCUUGAUACAUAUACAAGAAGCUCAGUGGAAGAUGUUAACGCAUUUCUGUAGUCCUUUGAUUGUUUCCCAUGCUUUCUUGUGCAAAUCAAAUAGUACAAUGGGGGUGAAGGUGAACAAUAAUUUAUAGUUUGCUCUAUAGAUUUUACACUUCCUUUCUCAAGUUAUAAAGGGCUUGUAACUGCCAACUCAUAUCCUGUAAUUACACGAUGGAAUAAGAGUUCUGUUGUACAGUACAGGUAAUCUUGAGAUAGAAGUUCAACUUAAUCC
This is a messenger RNA of Nicotiana tabacum (common tobacco), 2697 nucleotides long. RefSeq lists its product as uncharacterized. The record is from RefSeq and is a predicted model, not a curated record. NCBI's taxonomy places the organism in Eukaryota, Viridiplantae, Streptophyta, Magnoliopsida, Solanales, Solanaceae.